Molecule: messenger RNA, 894 nt
Organism: Letharia lupina
Lineage: Eukaryota; Fungi; Ascomycota; Lecanoromycetes; Lecanorales; Parmeliaceae
Exons: 1
Coding region: 1-894 (297 amino acids)
Source: RefSeq, a predicted model, not a curated record
AUGGACGCCGCAGCCUACUUGACAAAUCAAGGCUGGCGAGGUGAUGGCCAUGCACUUCAUCAUUCAGGCCGAGGAAUUACAAAGCCCAUUCAUAUAUCCCAAAAGGCGAAUGUCCUCGGCGUUGGGAAGAAACAGCAUGAUGCCCACGCCGAUCAAUGGUGGGCGAGAGCCUUUGAUGAUACGCUGAAGGGGCUGAAUAAUACGAAGAAUGAGGCAACGGGGAAGACGGAAGGAAUAGCGUUUGGCUCUGGUGCCCAAGCGCUGCAAAUGGUGGGGGUUGGAGGGGCGAAGUGGGUUGGGCAGGGCGGUCUCUACAGCAAUUUUGUGAGAGGAGAGAGUUUGAAUGGUACUUUGACACCUGAAGAGAACGAUCACCGGGAGACACAGUCACAGUCAGAGGACCAGAGGAAACAGGAGAGGGGCAGCAACGAUGUGGAUCUCACUGCGGCUGCGGUGAAGGAUGUUAAAAGGAGCAAGAGAAAGCGACGGCACCAAGAGGCGGAAGACAUUGCUGAAUUUUCCAAAUUGGUAGCUGUUGAUGCAGUUCAACAAGAUCCCAAGGAUGUUGGGAGAGAGGAAGAAUACCAAAAGCUACGGGAGAGACCGAAAGAUACGGAGACCAACGAACAACGACGGCAACGAAAGAGAGAAAAAAAGGCUAGGAGAGCUCUGGAAGCUGGUCAGAGCCGUGAGCUGCCAGAACAGCCUUGGUCAACUGCUAGCAAUGAUAUUUCGACGUCAGACAGACCCAAGAGGCGAAGCAAGGAACAGCUGCACAAAGCCGAGGAUGCAGAACCCGUUGCAACGAGGCCUCGCAAUGCGUCGCAGGAUGUGAAGAGAAAGGGCAAAAGCGGGAAGCGACGACGAGCGGCAGAUACUCAGUGCACCUCCUGA